This is a messenger RNA of Sardina pilchardus (European sardine), 4473 nucleotides long. Its product is annotated as inner ear-specific collagen-like. The transcript has 5 exons. The record is from RefSeq and is a predicted model, not a curated record. Gene Ontology annotation, molecular function: protein binding. Lineage: Eukaryota; Metazoa; Chordata; Actinopteri; Clupeiformes; Clupeidae. Bases 1739 to 3436 code for a protein of 565 amino acids.
AUUAACUGCACCCUGUUGUGUGAAAACAAGGGCAGCUGCUUGUUCUUUUAAAGGAGACAGGGUUGUGACAAUGUAGCAUAAAUCAGCCGGCCUGCUCAAGUUUAGACGUCUAUUCAUCUGGAGACCCAGUGAACAGCAGGAUAAAGAGCUGGUAUGCAGGGCAUGUACUUACUCCUCCAUCUCCCUUCAGUGGAGGGACGAGGGAGCACACAAAGGAGGAGUGGAGGAGCAGGGGAACAGGAUGAGAUGCGCCACCUGAGGUCUUCAUUUGUCUGCGGGUGUGGAAACGAGGACACUCAUUAGGGCUGGGCUCUCGCUCCGUUGUGUGUUUCCAGGGCUUUGGGUGUCUCCUGUUUGAUUCCAUUGUCAGGGGCAGAUGAAAAGUGCAGACUCGGGUUGCACAGAUGAGGGCAGAGAGCGUGAGGCAGGCCUGGCCCCAGGAAAGAGCGUGCCGUGCCCAUGGGCCCGCAGCAGUUUCGGCUGAAUUGGUCAGGGGCGAGUCGGUGAGGGUUUGGUGAACAGCAGAGCUUUGCCAGUGCCAUGAUGACUUCCGUGCUUCUUGGAAACUGACAUGUGAGGCAGGUCCCUCGUGGCUCUAACAGGGCUCCACACCAAAACGGGAGGCUCAGUCUGAGAGGUCUCUGCCAGGGGCCCUGGGAAUUAGAGGUGGGAAUUCCGUAAGAAGCAAAUUCAAUUCCUAAAGUUCUCAGGCACUGGGACUAAAUUCAGGCGGGCGGGUGGCAGGCGGUUUAAGAUUUGAAAAUAGAUAAUUCUAUCUAGCGGCUUUGAAAGUCCCUGAUAACUUCGGGCACAGAAAUGUUUCUUGAUUUAAUUAAGGGAUUAGCAUCACUUACAUUUAAUAUGAGAAGUCAUAGGUGUUUAAAGCGAUACUAAGGAGUUUUUUGUACCUUAAAAUAAUGUUUCCAAAAUAAUUUUAGUGGUUCAUUCGUGGCCCACUAUCGGCUAUAACCACACUAUGUAAGUUUACCAUAUCGGAUAGCAGAUUUUGUAGUUUGAUGGAAAAAAAAUACAGAUUGCUUCAAUGACACAAUAUGUCAUACUUUCAUAAAAUCAUGCAACAUACUCUACCUUGUCUGUGGACAUCAUUAUUUGCAAAGCCAGUGCUGGAUAAACAAAUACUGUAGCGUGUGUGCAACAGAGUAAAAGUGCUUUAGUGUUGCUUCAAGCUAAAAUCAAGAUAUAUGAUCUUUAAGGGCUCUUCAACAGACCUAGUGACCCAUAACAAACAAGCCAAGCGGAGCAAUGGUGGCCUGGUGAGGGCCACAUGAUAGGGUGUUGGCAGCCCAUUUCAUACCCGCUCCUGUCUGGGACAAACGUGUAAGCCCAAGUAGGCCACUCAGAAGGGAUUGUUUUCUCCAGAGCACAACUACAACACUGUCCAUCUCCACAGGAUUCACUUUCAGUCUGAGGCCUUUAUCUACACAUAUAUCAGCACGCUAGGAGGAGGCAGAAGGAGGGAUGGGACUUUUAUUCUUAGCUUUUAUUUUCGAUGAUUAUUUUGGUCAAUGCUAUUGAGAUCGCCUUACUAGACUUCCUUUGUUGUUGUCUGUCAGGCACAAUGUAAUAUCAUACCCGUCCCAUCGGCUUUGUACUCGGACCUACAUAGAGAUGGUCAGGUUGCAAACAUGCUUGUUUCCCUUCUUUUUUGACAUUGUCAGGUGGAGCUUAUAAAUUGAUCAAUGAUUUUGCUCUGUGGUUCACUUCACAUUUCAUCUCGAUGAUGGCUCACAGCUCCAUUGCGACAAGGAUGUGGGCUUUGUUCGGACUCCUCUCUUUGCUCCACAUCUCCUCAGGGAUGAUAUUCAGACGUCCAGAACUCCAGACUCCUCCACCUGUUGGCUCCCCAGAACGACCCCUUCCUCCAGAAGAUUACGGAGUGGGCUCAGGAUCAUACGGCGUUCCAUUUGACCAAAUCCCAAGGGCACGGGGACAUAUGCCACACGGUAGCUUUCCUAUGCCACCCGAUGCCUUCCCAUGGCCAUCUGACGGUGAUUCCAUGGCCAUGGAUGACUACCCGAUGGAUUCUAGUGGCUUCCCCAUGCAACCAUUUGAUGGUGACCCAAUGGCAUGGGAAGGCCAAGCCAAGCAGUCGGGUGGCUACCCCAUGGCAAUGGACCCAAUGCCAAUAGACCCCAUGCCAAUCGAGCCUGGCCACCACACUCCACCGAGGUGGAACAUGACCAACGACGGCCGAGCAGGUAACCUGACGUUGAUGCCAGACACGUCCUACUGUGAGAUGCUCCUGGAGGCGCCGGUGCCUGCGUCUAUGAGCGAGGUCCCCUGGUUCUGCAUGUGCACGAUGUGCAAGGGCAACAACAUGGGCCCCAAAGGCGACAGGGGCGACAGGGGUCUACCAGGGCCACCUGGAAGUCCGGGGAGAAGAGGCUUGACUGGGUUCAGAGGUCGACCAGGAUUUGUUGGUCGUCAGGGACCAAAAGGUCAGAAAGGAGAUGAGGGCAUGAAAGGAGAGAAGGGAGCUGUGGGGUUCAAUGGCAACAAAGGAUCUCGAGGCUUCAAGGGUGAUAAGGGCGACCAUGGGUCAGAUGGUGUUCCAGGUGCACAAGGGCCUCAGGGUGACGCAGGCGUCUGUCCGGCGAGUUGCGAUUCCAUCCCGGGCUCACCGGGAGAGUCGGGACUUCCUGGCAGCGUCGGGGCGAGGGGUCUUCCUGGGGUGGCGGGCCCACAGGGUACGAAAGGACUGAAGGGGGACCCGGGUGACGCGGGGCUGCCAGGUGUCCCCGGGGCUGAUGGGAUGAAGGGAGACCAGGGGGCGAAGGGUGAGUGCACCUGCACCGACGGGGCAGAUGGAGCUGAUGGAGUGCCUGGUACGUCCGGGUCCAAGGGUGACAAGGGUGCGAUAGGUCCUCCAGGGGUCGCGGGGAGUGACGGUGAGAGGGGGGAUAAGGGCGACAUUGGCAUGACCGGAGUGCCCGGUCCGUGCACGCCAGUCUUCAAAUCAGCUUUCACAGCCGCUCUGACCAGUAGCUUCCCACCACCCAACCUGCCUGUGAUCUUCGCCAAGGUCAUCUACAACUUCCCCGGGAAUUACGACCCCACGAUGGGCGUCUACACAGCUCCCACCAAUGGCACCUACGUCUUCAGCUGCAACGUGGAGGUCUUUAGCAAAGUGUUGAAGGUCGGCCUCUUCCUUAACUUCCAGCCCGUUGUGAGGACCACCGAACCCACUGACCUGGGCACUGCCUCUCAGCAGGUAAUACUACACCUGACUACUGGAGACAUGGUGUGGGUGCAAGUCAAGGACACAGACACCAACGGCAUGUUCACCAGCUCAGAAAGUAGCAGCACCUUCUCCGGGUUCCUGCUCUACCCCGACUCCUGCGAGCUGCCACUGUUCAGAGAGUUUGUGCAUCCAAUCAAAGGGACCUACUCGUGGGGAGAUUUGGUCCUCCCAUGAGCAUUUACUAAAUAGUUGGAUCAAAUACUUGGCAGGACUUUUACUUUCUGAACCCAGGAAGUCCGCCUCUGGUCCCCAUGCCCAUCCCUAUGCCCACCCCAAUCCCUUAAACACACAACCAAGCAUCACCAUCAUAUGCCAGCCUGUACAAUGCCAUUGAGAAAUAUGAGCAAACUCGUCCAAAUAAUGUGUUUUUCGGCUGUUCAGAUAAAUAGUACUCAAGUCUUUCAGGUAAUUGAUUUUGGUGGUAGGAUGGGAGAAAUAAUAACACAUUUCAUAGAUAAGAUAUUGAGUACCUCAAACUUGCAAUUAAUGUGCUAUGCUUCAACUAAACAUGAAAAACACACCACAUAACAACAGACCACACCACAACACCUGCAAACUGACAACCCAGCAUAACACAUUACUUAUUUCCAACAGACACAACUCUAUAGGCUUCCGUCAACUCACUGAUCUACAAUAUGAUGCAGUUGCCUGUGUAGGCCUGACAUCUUUAACUAAAAUCCCAAAUCCACUCUUUUAAUAGAUACGUGUAUUACAGAGAGGCUUACGAUAGAAGGGUAUUUACUUCAUAGCCCUCCUGCAGAAUAGUGGGGUCUGGCUACCCAUAGCACCUAGCAGUGCUGUUCACAAUGCAGCAGAACGAGUCUGAUUUGGACAUGCUAUGAUUAAUCAAAGUAAUGUCCUUGUAGCUCUUUCUAUACCGAGUGUGGCAGAAUUGUGUUUGUAACGUAGAACAUAAUGUGUAAUGUAUCACAACUGUACAGUACAACAGUAAGUUGCAGUUGUGAUAUUGUGAAGAAAUUGGAAAGGAAAGUUUGUAAUUUACUUUGAAGUUUGGACAAAUCAAAUAUUAGAUUGCAAGUUUAAAUACAUAAGAAAAUAAUGCAGUAUACAGUCUUGAGGAAGUGGGAAAGGAAGUCUGUGUGGAAAGUGUGAGAAUGAAAGAAACAAAUUAUAUUGAAAUGUUUUUUUUGUUUGUUUUGUUUUGCUAUUGUGCCAUUGUGUAUAGAUCAAACUUUCUGAAAUAAACCACU